AUGGGCGAGCGGUCUCGCUGGCGGCGCAUCACAGCGAAUGAACUGAGCAGUAUUGACAUCCCAGCUGCCUGCCAGGACCUGCUCGCGCCUCGGGCGCCAAUGGCUCUGCGGUUGACAUCGACACUGCUGAUCGGCCUAGUACGCGCGCUACAGCGCAAGGCCAUGUUACUCUAUACUGACUGCCACUCGACAUGGGUGCGCGUUCUAUCGACGCCUUGGGUUAUCGGCCAGCAGCAUGAUGCUACCUGGAAUGCGACCACUGCCACGACAACACUUCAGGAUUCCCGACGUACAUUGACUCGCAUGGGAAGCACUGAUAUACAGCUGGCUAUUAUAGGCGCUGAGGGUAGUGGGAACGAAGUGUCAGCCCAGAAGACUGUGAAACGGCUGCGUGAAUUGGGAUGGAUCAAGUCUGCCGACGUAGAUCUCAAGGACAGCAAGCUUGACCACAACGCUCGCAUCGCACCGCAUACCAGUGACUGGGCAUCCAUCUCGCUUCCUGACGUACAAGUACCUCGUUCCGGCUCGGUUGACUGUAACAGUAGUACCAGCAGCAGAUCAAACUCGAUCCUCGACCCGCUUUUGCUGGCAGCGGAUGAUGGUAUCUGUGGGAUGGAUGAUGAUUUUGAGCAUCUGUUGUUUGAUGCCGAGGUACCCGUCCACUUUGACAGUGGAGGAAAUAUCCAGUUUAUUGCCAGACCGGGUAGCGGUGGGGCUGCAAAGCCCCAGCGUUCGCACACUGGCACUACGGCAACUAGCGCAAGGACAGAGAUGUAUUUUUUGUCGCAAAUCCCGGCAGAGGGUCUGAUAAGGAAUGUUACACCAGGGCAGCUGGGUGGUGUCUUGCAAUGCCUGGACCCGACAGAUCAUGCAACGCUGAAGUUUGGCGAUGCAGAUCCGAUCUUGCAUGCACCAGCCGCAGAGGCUGAUGACCGAGUGCUAGAGGAAGUUGAGAAUAGUGUUCUGCGCGACUGGGAUUCUGGAGACAGCAGAGAUGCAGCAACAGACCCGGACCACUUACCAAAGCGGCGGCGACUAAACAGUAUUGCGCCGAAUGGACGCCCACUUGCUCAACAGUUGGCUGCGACAUACCAGGCACGGGUGACGGAUCUGUGGGGUAAUACGUGCUACUGGCAGGCAGCGCAGCGAAGUAAGGUGAUGGCUAGGGUCGCUGAGUGCAAACGGGUGAACCUAGAACACCGGAUCUCGCUGGUAGUCGCUGCUGCGACAUCGGCAGGCAGACUGUCAGUGUUCUCUAGGCUGCUGGGCGAAACGGCUCAUGAUGGAGAUAUGCAUAUUGCAAUGCCGAGCAGCUCACCAAAGCCAAGCAUAGAUGCAGGGCUCGACUAUAGAAGCAUUGUAUCUGACGAGCACUUUGAGCUGGAGAUGGGGCGUGGACAGUCACCGUCUGAGGUGGCCCGGCGGAUGUUUGAGCGCGAGGAAGAAGAGCUGCAGCUGCAUAGCAUUGAGCUGGAUAUUCCCUGGCUGAACCCCGGUGCUGGCGAGAUGGCACAGCGCAGAGUGUCAGUCUCGAUGCGCACAGAGUCGAGCCCUGGAGUUGGAUCUCGGCACGGCGGGUCACAUGCGGCUAGCGUGCAGUCGACACCAUCGCGUUUGGCGUCACUGGACCCACCAUCAGCGGAUGAGUUGGAGGUGCAAGAAUUUGAACUGACCGCAGAUAUGCCAGCAGCGCAUAGGGACAUAGGAGCAGGUGAUGAUGGGGAUGAUGAUUUGGAUGGGUUUCUUGACACCAGGAAUGCGGGUAACGAGCGUGAUAUGCCCAACGACGAUUCGCGCAAAUUCUAUCAUUUUGUUGUAUCCAAAAUCAGCAGAACGGGCACAGCACAGUUCGGCGACUUGGUCCAGGCACCACACAACAAGCGGCGUGUUGCAGCGCGGGCGUUCAUGGAUUUACUCCAGAUGGCCACGCACUCUGUGCUCCACGUCUACCAGGCAUCACCAUAUAGCGGUAUUGAAAUCUCUAUUGAAAAAGAAAUAAAUGGAUGGAAAUGA
Molecule: messenger RNA, 2013 nt
Organism: Linderina pennispora
Lineage: Eukaryota; Fungi; Kickxellomycota; Kickxellomycetes; Kickxellales; Kickxellaceae
Exons: 2
Coding region: 1-2013 (670 amino acids)
Biological process (GO): synaptonemal complex assembly; mitotic sister chromatid cohesion; replication-born double-strand break repair via sister chromatid exchange
Cellular component (GO): synaptonemal complex; cohesin complex
Molecular function (GO): protein binding; chromatin binding
Source: RefSeq, a predicted model, not a curated record